Molecule: messenger RNA, 393 nt
Organism: Phytophthora sojae
Lineage: Eukaryota; Oomycota; Peronosporomycetes; Peronosporales; Peronosporaceae
Exons: 3
Coding region: 1-393 (130 amino acids)
Source: RefSeq, a predicted model, not a curated record
AUGGAGCACUUUACUCAGCGAUUCAAGCAGUGGUAUCACACGGCGAUCCGCGAGUCAUAUGGCUCUCUGGCCUGGGCAUACCUCACAGCGCUGGUGCAGGCAACAUGUCGAGCAAAGAACUGGCUGCUGGACAAGUCGACGCUGUACACGCGCGUCACCAGCUACACGCAGGACUCGCAGCUUCCCGCUGCUGCCGACAGCGACACUGGCUGCUUGGGCUCUUCCUCGAAGGCGCGUCCUUGGCGGCUCGUGGAAGAGCUGCCCAUUCUCCAGGUCAUCCCUAUCGAGGACAGUCGACUCAAGCUGCAGAACACCUUCACGCCGGUGUAUGUCACGCAGAGUCGUCGGAAUGCUAUGGGGGGCGUGGCGCUGGCGCUCAACACGGACUAUUAA